This is a messenger RNA of Salvelinus fontinalis (brook trout), 1212 nucleotides long. Its product is annotated as follistatin-A-like. Gene Ontology annotation, biological process: regulation of BMP signaling pathway; negative regulation of activin receptor signaling pathway; cell differentiation. Gene Ontology annotation, molecular function: protein binding; activin binding. Lineage: Eukaryota; Metazoa; Chordata; Actinopteri; Salmoniformes; Salmonidae. The record is from RefSeq and is a predicted model, not a curated record.
CUAUAGAGUCUAGUUACUGUUCAGGACCUGAUGAAGGGAGAACUAUACCAAAAAAGAUAUCCCCCACCCCACCAAUUUGAAGACCGCCCACUUCAGAUAUUUAGCUAGAGACCCUUAAAGAUUUUAAAAGAGAGACGGAGUCAGACAGUUUGACAGUCACUCACUGAGCUUUGCAUCGCGUGCGCACAGACACAACUUCUCCGCUGCGCGUCAGGACUGCAGUCGUUCGCGCCACUAUGCCAUCCGUUCCCAUGUUUAGGAUGCUACAAACACCACAGCUCCGUCAAGGCGUGAUUGCGCUUUUCAUGUGGUUCACUCACUUUAUGAACGACUACAAAGUUCAGGCGGGUAACUGCUGGUUGCAGCAAGGAAAGAACGGCCGGUGCCAGGUGCUCUACAUGUCCGGGAUGACCCGGGAGGACUGCUGCCGGAGUGGCCGUCUGGGCACCGCAUGGACCGAGGAAGAUGUGCCCAACAGCACGCUGUUCCGAUGGAUGAUCUUCAAUGGAGGCGCGCCUAAUUGCAUACCUUGUAAAGAAACAUGCGAUAGCGUUGACUGCGGUCCUGGGAAGAGAUGCAAGAUGAACAAGAGGAACAAGCCCAGGUGUGUGUGUGCUCCGGACUGCUCCAACGUCACAAGGAGGGGGUCCAUCUGUGGGUCGGAUGGAAAAUCCUACAAGGAUGAGUGUACAAUGCUCAGGGCCCGCUGCAGGAACCAUCCUGACCUGGAGGUCCAAUACCACGGGCGAUGCCGCAAGACGUGUCAUGGAGUUCGCUGCCCUGGCUCCGCGUCAUGUGUCGUGGACCAGACCAACAAUGCCUACUGUGUGACCUGUAAUCACCAGUGUCCAGAGGUGAAGUCACCUGACCAGUACCUGUGUGGCAACGACGGCGUUGUUUAUGCCAGCGCCUGUCAUCUGAGGAGAGCCACGUGCAUCCUGGGAAGGUCCAUCGGCGUGGCGUACGAAGGGAAAUGCAUCGACGCCCGGUCAUGUGGCGACAUCAUGUGUCGGGGAGCGAAAAGGUGUCUGUGGGAUGAAGCGAGUGGCCGCGGACGCUGCUCUGUGUGUGACGAGCCAUGUCCGGAGAGUCACCCGGGUGAGAGUGUGUGCUCCAGCGACAACAACACCUAUCCCAGCGAGUGUUCCAUGAGGCAGGCCGCAUGCGCUCAGCAGCAUCACCUGGAGGUCAAACACUCAGGAUCCUGCAACU